ACUAUCAGAAUAAUAACAUCUAUAUUUCCAAUCGCGCUUUCUGACUUCUGCUCCCUGAAGUCCAACUUUCCCAGGAGCCUUUGAAUGCAGCACAAAAAUCACAGAUGCGGGACUGGUGGAGCGAUUUGGUCGUAACAGCUGUACGCCUGUGGUUACAUUAAAAUAUAUAUGUAUGUAAUAGGAUAUGGGUUUAUAAUAUGAAAUGUAAUAUUAUAAGGCAAGGUGUACACUGGUUUGCCUUUGACUUCUCGUCGAAGGCUCGUCUAUUUUGUCCCUGCGGGCUGGCCGUAGAUGUCCGUGCACGCAGUGGCUGUAAAGCGUGUGUCACAACCCGACAUGCUGAACUAAAACCAACCGAGUUGUGCUGAAAGUUUCAAGUACGGAAACGAUACGCGUGAGUGUGUUACUUUUCGUGAGGAGUCGCUAAGUCAAAGUGACCGCAGUCACGUGCACACACAGUUGACGUCAUACACAGUGGAUGCCUUCAGCGCCUUUUCUAAUCACGACCAAGUAGUCCACAUUUUUUAUUUUUAAACAGUAUUUAUAUAUAUAAAAUAAAGUAUAUACUUUAUUUUUAAAGUAUAUAAGUAUAUUUUAAGAGUCCCUGUUGUGAACAGGAGCAAAGGAAAGUCCCCUCGAUGGGUUUGCUAGAUGCUCUGAGAGCUGCGAGAUGUUGCCUGAAUCCGCUCUCAGCGCGCCGGUCGUGGCUCUCCACCAAGGCCUCGCCACCCGGGGACCAGAACAUCCUGCUCAUGGGCGCUCCCGGCGCCGGGAAGACCACGGUGGGGAGGAUAGUGGCCCACAGACUGGGACUGCCCGUCGUCGACGUCGACGACGACGUCUUGGAGACGACGUGGAAGAUGCCCGUGGCCUCCAAGCUGGCGGCGGUUGGCGGAGAGCGUUUCGUGGAGGAGGAGGGCCGGGCGCUCUGUAACUUCUCCGCAUCGGGGUGCGUCGUGUCCCUCACAGGCUCCAACCCUCUCCACGCCGCGGCCAUGCGCCGCCUCAAAGAGUCCGGGCUGGUAGUCUACCUGGACGUGGACAGCGAAGACGUCAUGCGGAGGCUCGCCGGGAUGAAGGUGAACAGAAUCGUGGGUCAGGAGGCCGGAGUGUCCAUGCGGGACAUCCUGCGCUACAGGAAGCAGUUUUAUGAGAAAUGGCUGGAUGUGCGGGUGCUGUGCGGCGCUGGGGCCACGGCGGAGAAAGUGGCGGAGAAGGUGCUGAAGGCCGUCGCCAGGUACCGCGACCACGCCGCGGAAACCUUCGUGUCGACCAGGAGCGACGCCGCGGCGGCGUCCGAGGGAAGGAAGCGCUUCAGCGACGUGGCGAUCGAGGGCCUGGCCGCGGAUGGAGGCCUCUACGUCCCCAAAAGGGGCUUCCCCAACAUGGACGCCGGCGAGUGGCGGAGGCUGGUCGACAUGUCGUACCCGGAGCGAGCGCUGGUGCUGCUGGAGCAGUGCAUACACCCGUCGGACGUCUCCGCCCCGGAGCUCAGGAAGAUGACCUUCGAGGCGUACGGGUCGAACUUCUCCAGCGAGGCCGUGGCGCCGGUGAAACACCUCGUCGGCAAUCAGUACGUCCAGGAGCUUUUCCACGGCCCCACCGCCUCGUUUAAAGACCUCGCCUUGCAGCUGAUGCCCCGGCUCUUCGCCCACUGCCUCCCGCCGAUGUGCAACUACCUGGUCCUGGUGGCCACCUCCGGGGACACGGGGAGCGCGGUGCUCAGCGGCUUUGGCGGCCUCGGCGGCGGCGGCGGCGCGGACCCGCACAGGACCGGGGUGCUGGUGUUCUUCCCCGAGGAAGGCGUGAGCGAGACCCAGAAGCUGCAGAUGACGAGCCGCACGGAGGGCAACGCCAGGGCCGUCGGCGUGCUGUCCGACUUCGACUUCUGCCAGCGGAGCAUCAAGAGGAUGUUUGGGGAGUCGGGGCUGACGGGGCACCUCGCCGUGGAGUACGCCACGGUCCUCAGCACCGCCAACUCCAUCAACUGGGCGCGGCUACUGCCGCAGGUGGUCUUCCACUCCUCAGCCUAUCUGGAUCUAUGCAGAGACGGCGUCAUCAAGUUCGGGGACCCCGUUGACGUCUGCAUCCCCACGGGUAACUUCGGCAACGCCAUGUCCGCCGUGUACGCCAAGCAGAUGGGCGUCCCGAUCAGAAAGGUCAUCUGCGCGUCCAACCACAACCGCGUCGUCGCGGACUUCGUGGCCACGGGCGAGUACGACCUGCGCGGGCGACCUCUGGUGCCCUCCUACUCCCCGGCUAUAGACAUCCUGACGUCCUCCAACCUGGAGCGGUUCGUCCACCACGUCUCGGGCGGCGACGGCGCCCUCGUCAAGGAGCUGUUCGCCGGCCUGGACGGGCGGCGGCGCUUUCGGCUCGGCGGCGCCCUCCUCGGCAGGAUGCAGCGAGAGGUGGCGGCCGGCUGGUGUUCCGAGGGCGACUGCUUGGCCGCCAUCCGGGACGUGCACGCGCAGACGGGCUACCUCAUGGACCCGCACACCGCCGCGGCCAAGGCGGUGUGCGACGCGGUGCAGGACGGCUCCUGCCCCGCGGUGCUCUGCGCCACCGCCCACUACGGGAAGUUCGCUCCCGCCGCGUUCCAGGCCUUGCGGCUCCGGGACGUGCCGGAGGAUCCCGCGGAGCAGCUGAGGCGGCUCGGGUCGACCGCGUCCGCGCCGGAAAUGCACGGAGGCCUGAUGGGGUGCCUGGAGGAGACGGGCCGCGGGCCGCACGCCGUCCGCCAGGCGGAUUACGGCGUGCUGGUUGAAGAGGUGGAGAGCAUGAUACGGGACUCCUUCUUGAAGGUCGUGUAGGAUCACGUCCUCGUCGCUCUGCCAAUGGACGUGACACUUUCGAGCUAAUUUGAGAUUUAAUAGAGAAAUAUAUCUGUAAUAUUUUAAGAAAUGAACAAAGGGUCAUACAAAGUAUUAGAAAUGUGUCAUUUCAAUCCAGCCUGAAGGAUUAAGUUAAAAACAACAACCACACAUCCAUUCUGUAAUAGAGCUCUAAACUCAUUUUAAAGCUAAUUGAUUAUGCAACAUCUCUUCACAGCAUUAGCCAGAGCCCCGGCCCACUAGAUGGGGAUGUCUACCUCUUGGCCACUGGCUGCUACAGUAAAUGUGGAUUCCUGUUGGCGGGGAGGGGGCGUUAAUUACCAGCCAAGUCUGAAGGUCAAAUAAUCUAGUAAAUAGCUUUGCCGGAUCAAUACCUGCAGUCGGGGGGGGGACAUCCUCUCUGAGAUGAUUCUACGCCGGUGCAUCGUGGUGCGACCGGACGGAUUUGCCGCGCGAUGAUUGAUGUUUAAUGAUUGUAUAAGAAAGGCUUCGUUUAAAUCACCUUCUUUCUCGUUACUCAAACUCUUCCCCGCUGACGUGAGCACGGAUGCCGGGUUAUGAAAGCUGCGCGGGCGGAUCUCGCGGCGGCAUUAAAACGCGGCUAAUGAUCGGCGCUCACGGUCCACUAAUUGCCAUCGGGAAGCUGCAGCAUCUGGUCCACUCAUCGAAUCGGAGUCCGCUGAAAUCAUUAGCUACCCGACUGAAGGUAGAAGGGCGGUUAUUGUUUCAUUAAAAAGAAAAACCUUUUGAGCCUCA
Messenger RNA from Gasterosteus aculeatus aculeatus (three-spined stickleback), 3590 nucleotides. It is a transcript of the gene thnsl1, whose product is annotated as threonine synthase like 1. Gene Ontology annotation, molecular function: pyridoxal phosphate binding. Gene Ontology annotation, cellular component: cytoplasm. Gene Ontology annotation, biological process: amino acid metabolic process. The record is from RefSeq and is a predicted model, not a curated record. NCBI's taxonomy places the organism in Eukaryota, Metazoa, Chordata, Actinopteri, Perciformes, Gasterosteidae.